AUGCCUACACCACUCAUCAACUUCAAGGCGGGUCGGUGCGAAGUCGACACCAGCUCUGGCCGUCCGUACAAGGUGAAGCCCCAGCCCGAGCCUGGCUACAUAUCUCUUUAUUAUGAGGAUGAUCUCAUUAAAUUCGUCUGGCGAAAGCGCGACCAGGAUCUCGACGAACCUGAACUCGACCUUGUAAUGGUCCCCGCGGACGGCACAUUUGCCCCAUACGAGUAUAAAACAACCCCUCAGCCGACAUCAAAGACAAAUGGUCGCAUAUUCGUACUCAAAUUCGCGUCAUCCUCACAGCGCUACCUCUUCUGGCUUCAGUCAAAACACCAGGGCACCGACGCCAGCUACCUGAGCCCUCGUGACCUCGCGCUUGGCUCGCUUGUGGACCGUAUUCUGCAAGGCGAAGAGCUCUCGGUCAAUGCGGAAAUCAACGCUAUCCGUGACCUCGAUAACGGGCCCGACGAUGAUGACGACGAAACCAUGGAAGACGCCGAAGGCCAGGACACAGGAUCCCGUCAACGUCACGGCAGUGGCGGGGCCGGUGCCGGUGCCACAGGAGGGGAUGUCAGAGAAGAGGGUGAGCAAUCGCGAGAAGGCGGUUCUGAUGAUGCGAGCGCCGCCGUUCAGAGAUUCUUAAGCUCCAUCUCAGGAGCCAACCUACCAAGCGGUGCAGGUCAGAGACAGCACGCCGAUCUGCCAUACCCCUAUCUCAAUCAUCUCCUACCUACGUCAAUCACCGUUCCCAUGGUAAACGAAGCAUCGGAAGAUUUGAUCAAUUCACUGCUCAACUAUCUGCCUCCCUCAAUCAUUCUCAUGGCUGCGGAUGCUUCAAGUAACGAGAACAGCACAAUAGAGCCCAAGCCAGCAGUUGUUGAGGCGGCAAAGGCGGCGCUAUCUAUGUCCCAGAAGCGAGCAUUAAUUACAAGGGUGCUACGCAGCCCCCAGUUUCACCAGGCCCUUGGCACGCUGACGAUGGCCUUGCGAGACGGUGGAUUGCCCACCAUUGCUGAAGCUCUUGGGGUCAAUCUUGAGAAUGGUGGCUACAUUCAGCAGGGCGGAAUGCCGUUGGGUGGUGGUUACGCAGUCAAGGCCUUUGUCGACGGUAUCGUCAAGUCAGCCAAAGAACAGCAGUAA
Molecule: messenger RNA, 1134 nt
Organism: Beauveria bassiana ARSEF 2860
Lineage: Eukaryota; Fungi; Ascomycota; Sordariomycetes; Hypocreales; Cordycipitaceae
Product: adhesion regulating molecule
Exons: 4
Coding region: 1-1134 (377 amino acids)
Biological process (GO): ubiquitin-dependent protein catabolic process
Cellular component (GO): proteasome regulatory particle, lid subcomplex; cytoplasm; nucleus
Molecular function (GO): proteasome binding; ubiquitin binding; endopeptidase activator activity
Source: RefSeq, a predicted model, not a curated record